Glarea lozoyensis ATCC 20868 is the source of this 894-nucleotide messenger RNA. Its product is annotated as NAD(P)-binding Rossmann-fold containing protein. The record is from RefSeq and is a predicted model, not a curated record. Bases 1 to 894 code for a protein of 297 amino acids. The transcript has 3 exons. NCBI's taxonomy places the organism in Eukaryota, Fungi, Ascomycota, Leotiomycetes, Helotiales, Helotiaceae.
AUGGCUGAUUCAGUAGCGGCCGUCAAUUUGUUCCGAGUAGAUGGGUUAAUCGCUGUAAUUACCGGCGGAGGGACUGGUAUCGGUGCCAUGAUGGCCACAGCCCUGGCAGAAAACGGUGCAUCAAAGGUUUACAUCGUAGGGAGACGCCUGGACAAACUCCAAGAGAUGGCCUUGAAAUAUCCGGACGUCAUCACCCCCCUCCCAGCAGACGUAACCUGCCAAGCCGACCUAAAACGAAUCGCCGAUCUCGUUGCCACAGAAGUAGGCUACAUCAAUCUCCUAGUGACCAACGCUGGCAUGUCCGGCCCCAUGCUCGAAGAUCUGAAGCCCCGAUACACACUCACAGACUUCGUACAACAUGCUUGGGCGACUCCAAUUUCGGAGUUCACUGCGACGUAUGAUCUCAAUUGUAGUGCGCUCUACUACACCGUCUUAGCAUUUAUGGAGCUUCUGGACGCCGGAAAUAGACAGCCAAAGGGUUUGUACACGGGCGGAAAAUCACAAGUCAUAGCGACCGCUUCCACGGCUUCUUUCCUCCGACACCCGAGAGCUGGAUAUGCAUAUCUGAGUUCCAAAGCUGGAGUCAUAAGUUUGAUCAAGUCGCUUUCUUCGUUUUGCGUCCCGUGGGGGAUCCGGUUCAAUGCUAUUGCAGCGGGAUUGUUCCCCUCGGAUAUCGCAGAAGUGUUGUUCAAGAAGUAUAUCAUUGAUCCGAAGAAAUCUUUGACAGAGGAAGGCGUGUUCAGUAGAAGUUAUCAGCCAGCGGAGAGAGCAGGGAGUAUCGAAGACAUGGCGGGAUUGAUUUUGUACAUGGCAGGACGCGCGGGCGCCUUUUUGAAUGGCAGUGUUAUGUUGAGUGAUGGUGGAAAAUUGGGAACUAUGCCUGCAACUUAUUAG